AAACAAAAAUUAUCAAAAGUGAAUCAUUUUCAUAUGUCAAUGACAAAUCUGCGAAUAAAUGUUAGUGUUGGUCACAUUGAUACAUUCUUUGCAUUGAAUCUUCAGCAAACGUGUUGAGGUGUUGAGAUUCUACUAAGUAUUUUCUGAAGCAAAAAUGCCGAAAAAUAAAGGAAAAGGAGGUAAAAACAGGCGUCGUGGAAAGAAUGAAAAUGAAAGUGAAAAGCGUGAGCUUGUGUUCAAGGAAGAUGGCCAGGAAUAUGCCCAAGUAACUAAAAUGCUCGGAAAUGGAAGGUUGGAAGCGAUGUGCUUCGAUGGUACGAAACGUCUUUGUCAUAUUCGAGGAAAACUUAGGAAGAAGGUCUGGAUUAAUCAAGGUGAUAUUAUAUUAAUUGGAUUGAGAGAUUAUCAAGAUGCGAAAGCUGAUGUGAUUUUAAAAUACACCCCCGAUGAAGCCCGUAACCUCAAGACAUACGGCGAGUUCCCAGAAACGGUGCGCAUUAAUGAAACUGUUACUUUCGUUGAAGACGGAUUCGAUGAGGAUAUUGAAUUCGGCGAUGAAAUCAGCAGUGAUGAAGAAGGUGAUCCCGUAGAUGCUAUAUGAUGCUUUAUAAAUAUCUUUUUUCCAUUUAGUACUGUCAAAAAAUUUAUCAUUCUCGUGUCAUAAAUCGGCGCCAUGUUUUACCGAAAUCUAUCGAAGUGUUACGAAUAUUCUAUGCAUGCGUAUGCCUUCUUUUCCGUCAUUUUGAGUAUCCCAUUUCUUUUG
Ctenocephalides felis (cat flea) is the source of this 763-nucleotide messenger RNA. RefSeq names its product eukaryotic translation initiation factor 1A, X-chromosomal (gene eIF1A). The record is from RefSeq and is a predicted model, not a curated record. Gene Ontology annotation, cellular component: cytoplasm. Gene Ontology annotation, biological process: translational initiation. Gene Ontology annotation, molecular function: RNA binding; translation initiation factor activity. The coding region runs from base 155 to 601 and encodes 148 amino acids. Lineage: Eukaryota; Metazoa; Arthropoda; Insecta; Siphonaptera; Pulicidae. The transcript has a single exon.